AUGCAACACAGAUGAACAACGUGGUGCCAACAUCACCUCUUCUCCCACAGCUGACACAUCCUCACUCCUUCCCAAGCAUGGGACAGAUCACAAAUCCGUACGAACAGCAGCCGCCAGGGAAGGAGCUUAACAAGUAUGCAUCCCUAAAAGCAGUAGGUAAGCAAAGAAUAUUGAAUUCCCCUCCUUCUUUAAUUUUGCCACGUCAGCAGGCUGAAUGCCUCAAUGUCCAUUUAAUAUUUCACACAGCUAAAUGGGGGGGGGGAGAGAGAUUUCUUGGCUUUUGUAAAAGCAGCAAGCCUGCUUUUUCAUAUAAAAUAAUAUACAAAAGUUUUCAUAUAUUAUAUUCAAAAUUAUUAUGGUAAAUCACCUCAUUCUUUCUAUCACUCACACAAAAUUAUUAUAAAUACAUCGUGUCAUAUUUCACAUACAUAGAAUACCAUUUCUCACAUUUUCCUAUUUCGGUUUCAUUAAGCUCUCCCUCGUGUAUUUUUUAAAAGAAAUCUAGCAAAGCUAUUUUGCACAAGUCCAACUAUUUCAUCAAUAUUAGGAGGGGGGAUCUUUGUUUUCCAUAGUCUCACUUUGAUAAUCCCCUGUCUCUUUAAAUUUUUUAAUAAUAUAUAAGCUUUAAGCUGUGUGCAACAAAGCCCAGCAUUUAACCUCUUGGUUUCAUAACUCAAAAACAAUGGGUAUUCAAUGCAUUGGGUAAUCAAUGUAUUCAGCUAAUGUUUGCUCAGAGUAGGCCUAUUGAAAUGAACCACCAUGACUAGCUUAGGUGUACGUUAAGUAAAAGUUAGCCUACUGUGAAGACUUUGGAUGGAUUUCAAUGUUGCACUAUUACGAUUGUUCCAUCAGUGCCAACAUUUACGUUUACCAAAUGGAAUGUUAUUCAUUCUCCUCCCUCUGUGUGCUGUUCUGAGGCUUCUCGUGACCCCCCAAAGCUGAUCUGGGGGGCAUGGAGGGUGCAAGAGGAGGAGGAGCAGGGGUCAAAGUCUUGUUGCUCUAGUGCAGGGGUGCCCAAACUUUUUUCAAAGAGGGACAGAUUUGAUGAAGUGAGAGCCGACCAAAGUUGUUGAGCUUUUUUUAGGAUUGAAAAUAAAAUUAAGUACUUAAUUCAUUCCGGAGGUCCGUUCUUAACCUGAAACUGUUCUUAACCUGAGGUACCACUUUAGCUGCGCCGCCGGAGCACUAUUUCUGUUCUCAUCCUGAAGCAAAGUUCUUAACCCGAGGUUAGCGGAGUCUGUAACGGUCUGUAACCCAAGGUUAGCGGAGUCUGGGUUAGCGGAGUCUGUAACCUGAAGCGUCUGUAACCUGAAGUGUAUGUAUCCCGAGGUACCACUGUAUUGCUUUUAUAUGCCACCUUUGACGCGGGUGGCGCUGUGGGUAAAACCUCAGCGCCUAGGACUUGCCGAUCGUCAGGUCGGCGGUUCGAAUCCCCGCAGCGGGGUGCGCUCCCACUGCUCGGUCCCAGCGCCUGCCAACCUAGCAGUUCGAAAGCACCCCCGGGUGCAAGUAGAUAAAUAGGGACCGCUUACUAGCGGGAAGGUAAACGGCGUUUCCGUGUGCUGCGCUGGCUUGCCAGAUGCAGCUUGUCACGCUGGCCACGUGACCCGGAAGUGUCUUCAGACAGCGCUGGCCCCCGGCCUCUUAAGUGAGAUGGGCGCACAACCCUAGAGUCGGACAUGACUGGCCCAUACGGGCAGGGGUACCUUUACCUUUACCUUACUCCAUUGAGCUCAAGGCUCAGUGGCUCCAUGGCUCUCUCCCUCCACAUUUAAUCCCCACAACAACCCUGUUAGGUGGUUUAGGCUGAGAGGUAGUGGCUGGCCCAAGGUCACCCACUGAGCUUCAUGGCCAAGUGAGAAUUUGAUCCCUGGUCUCCCAGGUCCUGGCCCACCAACUGUAACCACGACGCCCCCCUGGUUCCCUCUCCACCACCCUGGCUCACAAUUUGUGGUAUUCACAGAGCCAAUGUGCACAGCCCUAGUAUAUUUGUCCUACAAAGGCUGCUUCGGCCAAUAGUGUUAAGGGAAAGUUUUCAGACACAUGUGCCCAAACUCUGCUUUCAGACUUUUCCUUAUUACUGACACGGUUGUGGUCUCUUGGGGAAUUUCUCCAGCACUUUAUUAUUCAUGUAGAAAAGUGCUGAAAGUGGUUUUUCUGCAUAAAUUAUUCUCUCUCUUUUUCGAUUCAUCAAGCAUGUUUUUUUACUCCCAUGCUUAAAUGGUCACUGCUCACUCAUGCGCCAAUGACAAGAGCAGAGGUAACGUACCUGGACUUGUUCAUCACAGCUGGCUAGAAAGAGGACUAUCUCAGGGACUCUGUGGAAUUAGUUCAAAACUUGGAUUGCAUAAACAGGUCAAGCUUUACUUGCAGCCAUUAGAAUAACCCUGACCUUAAAUGAGGUGGGGGAGAAGAUGAUCUCAGAAAAAAAAAAUUUCCUAUAGUUUGGACAAUAGUUUGAGGGGCUGCAAAUUGGAGUAAAAAUCUUCUGCCAUGCAGAGGAAGAGCAGUAAUCCUUUUGACUCUGUUGAUACAGUUUUGUGAUGUCACCAUCUAAAGAAAUCUGAUGGUUUAUGUGGUACUAUAAUUUAGGGACGUGGGUGGUGCUGUGGGUUAAACCACAGAGCCUAGGACUUGCCGAUCAGAAGGUCGGCGGUUCGAAUCCCCGUGACGGAGUGAGCUCCUGUUGCUCGGUCCCUGCUCCUGCCAACCUAGCAGUUCGAAAGCACGUCAAAGUGCAAGUAGAUAAAAGGUGGGAAGGUAAACGGCGUUUCCGUGUGCUGCUCUGGUUCGCCAGAAGCGGCUUAGUCAUGCUGGCCACAUGACCCAGAAGAUGUAUGCUGGCUCCCUCAGCCAAUAAAGCGAGAUGAGUGCCGCAACCCCAGAGUCGUCCAUGACUGGACCUAAUGGUCAGGGGUCCCUUUACCUUUACCUAUAAUACCUUUUGCUUUAAUAAAUUUUAUAAAAUUUUCAAAAAAAAUUGACAUAUAUACUUCAAUACAUAAUAAAUUUGUCUUUUUCCGACAUCCCACCCCAUUUUCCAUGGUGUUUUAAUUUCUCCCCCUCUGCUGUACAAUAUCUCCUAUCUCUUAUACCAAUACAUCCCUACUGUGUUCUUUAUUUCCUUCUGUUGCUCAUAUUUCAAGUCCUGCUUGCGAGUUCAUCAUACUAUAAUAUUUACUUAAAUCGAAAAGGACUUCCAUUCUUCCACAAAGCAAUCAUCAUUAGAUUCUCUUAUUUUGGCUGUUAACUUUGCCAAUUCUGCAUAGUCCACAACCUCACUUAUCCAUUCUUCUUUGGAGGGAACUACUACUUCUUCCUUCUCUUCCUUCCAUUUUUGUGUGUAGAGAAUCCUGGCUGCUGUUGUUAUUUACAUAAAUGACAUAAUGGUCUUUUUUGGACCUUCUGUCCCUAUAAUCCCUAAGAGAAAGGCUUCCGGUUGUUUUGGUAUAAUCACUUUAAACAUCCUUUUUAUCUUGUCAUAUGUCAUGUCCCCAAAAACUCUCACUUUCUUACAAGUUAGGGUUGCCAUACGUCCAGAAUUUAUUGGACAUACCCAGAAUACUGUGGUUGAAAGGAGUGUCCAGGCAAAACUUGGCAAAACUUGGCAAAAUGUCUGGGAAAAUCCAGAUGUAUGGCAAGCCAUGUGGGCAGUGCUGUUUUUCAUAAAUAAUAGUUCAAAAUAGAUCAGAAAUGGCAAUCAACAACAUUUGUGUUCAGAUUUUCACCCCGGACACAACCCUAUCACAACCCUAUUACAAGUCCACCACAUAUGAAAGAAAGUUCCAUCAACCUGCUACAUGGUACUAUAAUACGCCAGCUAUACAACCUUUGAUUGGCCAGAUCACAAAAACAGCACACAGAAAUACCUUCUUUUUAGAGAACACACCAAAAGAGCUUUCAAGAGGGUCAAGGAAAAGGAGGAAGACCAGAAACUAAUGCAGUACUCUAUCAAUGGGCAUUAGUGGGAGAUUUUACUUUCUUGGGCUCCAUGAUCACUGCAGAUGGUGACAGCGGCCACAAAAUUAAAAGACGCCUGCUUCUGGGGAGAAAAGCAAUGACAAACCUAGACAGCAUCUUAAAAAGUAGAGACAUCACCUUGCCAACAAAGGUCGUAUAGUUAAAGCUAUGGUUUUCCCAGUAGUGAUGUACGGAAGUGAGAGCUGGACCAUAAAGAAGGCUGAUCGCCGAAGAAUUGAUGCUUUUGAAUUAUGGUGCUGGAGGAGACUCUUGAGAGUCCCAUGGACUGCAAGAAGAUCAAACAUGUCCAUUCUUAAGGAAAUGAGCCCUGAGUGCUCACUGGAAGGACAGCUCCUGAAGCUGAGACUCUGAUACUUUGGCCACCUCAUGAGAAGAGAAGACUCCCUGGAAAAGACCCUGAUGUUGGGAAAGAUGGAGGGCACAAGGAGAAGGGGGCGACAGAGGACGAGAUGGUUGGAUAGUGUUCUCGAAGUGACCAGCAUGAGUUUGACUAAACUGCGGGAGGCAGUGGAAGACAGGAGGGCCUGGCAUGCUCUGGUUCAUGGGGUCACAAAGAGUCGGACACGACUAAACAACAACAACAACAUCAAUGGGCAUUAGAAGAUGCAGAUUUAAUAUAAAUUUGCUUUGUGAAUUUGGGGGAGGCAGAUGCAUAUCUGUAAGAAGUACAAAAACGUUGUUGCAGUUCUUUUUCCUCUCGAUAUUUCUCCUGGAAUGUGGUCCUGAAUUCCAGGCAAGCUACUUGCUUCCUGCCUGUGGAAGUUUGGCUAAGAUGUGUGUAUACACAGAGUGAGCAGUGGAAAUAAUGGAAUGGAAGACAAGAUACCCCCCAAGAAACGGUGCUCUUUUCUUGUAAAUAAAAAGGAAAUAUCCAAGCAUGGCUCCAGGACAGAUAAUGCUGUCUGAUGUUGUUUUGAAAAAUGGGGAAGUCGAAGCAGCACAGGGCUAAUAUAUUCUGACCGUGUUUCCAUCAACGCUGCUAGACUUGUAAAAAGAGACUUACGUUUCCUUGAAAAUACUCAGCCAGGGAAUGCAAACCUAAUAGCAGAGUGGUACUUUCCCCCUUCCCUCCUCCAAAUCUCUGUGUCAGACAGCAGUAAAAUAUUGAACUUUCAGCUUCCAGAAACGCCUGUAGGAGGAGGGAAAAUAGAUCAAGGGAGUCUUAGCCUUAGGGAUAUCUCUCCAGGUUUAAUGCCGAAAAAGCAGGCUGCAAAGUACAGAUUAAUGCAUCGUUUGUCACAUCCAGAGGAUGAUACAUUUAAUGAUUUCAUGUAUCUUCAGGUAUCUUCAGGUUUACACAUAAUGCUCAGCUAGGUUUUUCCCUUUGAUUCACCACCCUGGGCCAUGGAUCUCUCCCACCCAAGUGAGAAGCAGAAAGGAAACAUCCACCGCUAUCAGAGCAUAACAAGAGCUCUGCUGGAUCAGGCCCAAGACCCAGCUAGCCCAGCCACCUGAUCUCACAUUGCUGAUCCCAAUUAUAAGAAAGGAGAUUCCAACUAAACACUAGGGAGAACUUUCUGAUGGCGAGAGCUGUCCAAUAGUGGAACGGACUCCCUCAGAAGGUGGCAGACUCUCCUUCUUGAAGGUUCUUAAACAAAGGUCGGGUGGCCCUCUCUCUGGGGUUCUUUAGCUGUGAUCCCUGCAUUGCAAGGAGUUGGACCAGAUGGCCCUUGGGAUCCCUUCCAACUUGACAAUUAUGUGAUUCUACAAGGAACUAGAUUGGUCUUAGCUGUUAUAUUGCAAAGGUCAGUUGUGGGCCUCUCCAUAGGAACACAGAAAGCUGCCUUGUACCAAGUUAGACCAUUGGCCUGCCUAGCUCAGUAUUGCCUCCACAAACUUUGAGCAGCUCUCCAGGGUUUCAGACAGGGGAUAUUCUGAUGCUGGGGAUGUCAUGGCUAAAAAUUGGCCACUGUUUCUUUAAUGCUUAAAAAGCUGGGUCAGCAUGAGUCAGCGGCCUGCACCGGGUUGUAUACAUAGAGUGAGAAAUGUUAGUUUGGUGUUGGGUUGGUUGGUUGGUUAGUGAAAGUAGUAGUGUUGAUGCGUGUACAGUUGGUCAGUCGCUUUUGUAGAAAGACUUUUAAGAAUAAAAGCAGAAAGUACUCUGCAAGGAUACUUUUAUGCCGACAAGGGUCCGAGGACCAGGCUGAGGCGACAAAGGGAGGUCAGAACCUUUGUUGUUGUUUUUUUACAAACACUGACAGGGGAUUGAACCCAGGAGCUUCUGAAUGCAAGGUAGAUGCUGUACCACUGAGCUACAGCCCACUUGGAGGAACUGCCCUCAUCAAAACAGAUUCUAUGCCAAGUUAUGGCACACUUAGAAUUACUGCACUUCAUCCAUCUCACUUUUUUGCUUGUCAAGCAGUCCUAAAGAAUUUGGCAAGCACAGCCAGAUUUACAGUCCCAUCCCCCCAAUUUCCUAUCAAUUGUCAGUGAUUGUGAAAGGAGCAGAAAAACAAGUUUGCAAAUAGAGUAAAGCUUUGCAAACAGUUAUUAAACACUGGUGUUAAGGAGAGGGGCUCUGAGCAUGUCUUGAUUAACCAAUAGUUACUGGAAGCUUCAGGAUAGACAAAAAAGGUACAUCUUCAUCCAGUGCCUAGUUAAAGUUUGGCAUUUGCUCCUACAAGUAUAUGAAAACAGACUUUCUCUUGUCUGCACUGAAGCUUCCAACAUUCAUCUUCAUUUGAUAUCCUCAAGUUCUAGACAUCAACAUAAUUUCCAAUGUGGGCAACUUAAUUAAAGAUUUCUUCUGGGUGGACUGAAAACCCCCCAGUAUGGAAUGAUUUUUUCCUGUCAUGGAAAUGAAACAGAUCCCCCAAGAAAUCCCAGAAUCCCAUUGGGACUUGGGCACUCUAAGUCUACAUGGCAGUAAUGUUCCACAUAGGAUCACUGCUGGGAGAGGCAGUCUUAGUUCCUGGUGGGGGAAGAUGAUCCAUCAAGGACUGGGUUCAUGCAGAGUCCUUGUGAAGAGGAAAUGACUGUUAAACCACUCUAGUUCUGUAUAGCUCUGGGGAAAUAACAGGGGUCUCCUAACUGCUCUCAACUAACUACUAACUACUGCUCCUUAACUAACUACAGCUCCCAGAAUUCUUUGAUGAAAGCAACGGCUCUUUAAAGUGGAAUGAAAGUGCUUUAAAUGUAUGGCAUAAGCAUAACUUAAGGCUCAACACAUUUCAGAGCAAGCAGGGAAUUACUUCUGUACCCCCUACUCAGACUCAAAUGCAACGUUUACUUUACACUACUAAUAAUAAAGAACCUUACACAUCAGAGGAAAGGAAAAUGGAAUUAGAAAUGGAUUUGGAGGAUCUUCAAAGUUUUAAUGGCUCAUCCUGAGCAAAGAUGUCUCAGGAAUGCAUCUUAAAGACAUGAAUAUGGAUAACCCAAGAGGUUGAGUGACAGGUUUAAACUUAAAGAAGAUUUAAAGGUUAAAGAUAAUCUGUUUGUCAGACUUGUGGCUAGCUGAUCUGACAACCACCUUUACUUACAUGACAGAAAGAUGUUAGCAGAACAGAUACAAUGGGAGAGACACUCUCAAGAGGAGUGAGUAACCCAUCUCUGGCUGAGUUUGAGUUCUAUUGGCUAAAUCCACAAAUGUCCUUCAUUGUGCACAGGUCUAGAUGUAUGAGACAUUGGUCAAUUUAUGCAAAAGUUGCCAACAUGGCGCCCAUCAGGAUUUCUAAGCACUGGAGGCUGGUCCAUUAGGACAAAAAGGGCUCAACCCUAUCAAAUGAAAUGCCGUGUGUGUGUGUGUGUGUGUGUGUGUGUGUGUAUUAGUGGUAUACUCUUUUCUGUCCCACAAAUCCUUCCAAAAUCCAUUUUAACGUAGAGACAGUCCUGGAUACAACAAUCUCCUAUUCUCUGGCCAAUCAUCCCUCUGCACCACUCAGCCAAUCUCAAUCCAAAAGUAUUUCUUUGGCUAGGAGGUCCCACUCAUUUGCCACCAGGCAGAAAAAAACCACAUUUUUUUGUUUUGUUUUAACAGAGCUACUAGUUGUCCUGCUUGUGUAGUUUUCCUUUCCCUCCUGUUAUCAUUAUCUCAAUCCGGGUAAGGCAUUUAGCAUUAACUGAUCUAUCAUUUAAUGCUGAUCUAUCAUUUAAAUCUAUCAUUUAAUUUAAUGAUCUAUCAGGAGCUGUUCUGAGCAUGCUCAGAGCUGUUUUCUUCAAAGCCACACCUCCAAACAAAUCUGAGUAUGGUUUUUUUGUGGGCAGGAGAAAUGAGUGGUUGUUAUUUCGAGAAGCUUGGUGCUUUUUUUAUUAGUAUUUGUUAACGGAGACAUUACCAGAACAUGGAAUAAAGUGGUCAUUUCUGCCCAAAAGGGGCUGUAACUCGCCGGCCAGCUAGAGCUGGAAAAAUGGACUCCUAGUCACUGGGUGUCAUCCACAUUGUUGUUGUUGUUGCUAUUACUAUUUUAUUUAUACCCUGCUCAUCUGACUGGGUUGCCCCAGCCACUCUGGGUGGCUGCCAAUACAUAUAAAACAUAAUCAAACAUCAAACAUUAAAAACUUCCUUAUACAGGGCUGCCUCCAUAUGUCUUCUAAAAGUUGUGAAGUUCUUUACUUCCUUUGCAUUUGCUGGGAGGGCAUUUCACAGGGUGGACGCCACUGCCAAGAAGACCCUCUACCUGGUUCCCUGUAAGUCUACUUUUUUCAGUGAGAGAACCACCAGAAAAAGCCUUGGACUGAAUGAUGGGGGUGGAAACGCUCCUUCAGGUACAGGUCCGAGGCCGUUUAGGGCUUUCAGACUCCAGGGACAGUGUUGAGUCCAGGAGCACCACCAAGUCAUGGGCCUGCUCAGGACAGACCAUCUCCCCACCUCCUGGGCUUGAGAAAGUCAGGACACAUAACACCUCUGUCUUUUCAGGAUUUAGUUUCAGUUUUCAUACUGAUUUUGAAAAUGAAGCGGCAGAAUAAUGUGGAAGGAACAGACAUAUGAAUGAACACAUGCAAAACUGACCCAAGAUGGGAACAGAUUGAGUCAUCCAUCCCUAGGUGUAAAUGUAUCUUGCACGGUUUUGGGGUUUUUUUAAGGCAAAGUAUUCGAUCAGUUCUUCUUUGGUAGUCAAAUCGGCAAACUACUUUUCCUUCCUCUUAGGGAGGAAGGGAAAGCUACCGUGAGUAUUAAAAGUAAUAUAUUCAGUACAGAGAGUACUCUGUGUCAAGAAGAAAAAAGCUCUUAGUUUGACAGCAAGGAAACUUAUGCUUUAUGUUCAGAAUAAAGUGUACAACUUCUCUGUAUUGCUCUCUUACAUUCUAGAAAAAAACAUAUUCCGUAGCUGAUUUUAUCGCACAGCUAAUAUUGGGGAGGGUUUUUGUGUGGAGAACAUCGCCUGACUUUUUUUGCUUCAGAGCAGGGUUGACUGAAAUGUCAUGUGAAAUGAGCUCUGGGACCCAACAGAUCCAAGCAACAUAGUACAAGAGCCCUCAUUUGCAGAGAUUUGGAAAUUUAUUUCAGCCCUCAAGAACAUUCAAUCCAAGAACAUCUCAGCAUCUUUCCCUUGGAAGGUUCCAGUGAUAUCAAGGGGCAAAAUGGUUUGCGAAGUAUCCAGAGUUAUGCAAGGAGGGAGAAACAAGAGGAGUUGAGGGGCUGGGUCCAGACUGGCCCUGGGACACAAACUUUCAUGGCCCUCUAGCAGCUACGGUGGCUCAUUUACCAGAAGUAGUUUAUUUAACAUUAACUCUGGAAGUGUAUAAAAUGGUACCUCUGGUUGCUAAUGGGAUCCGUUCCGGAGGCCCAUUCGCAACAUGAAAAGAGUGCAACCUGAAGCGCUGUAUCUGUGCAGGUGUGCGGCACGAUUUGGUGCUUGUGCGCAUGCGCGAACAGCGAUUUAGCAUUUCUGCGCAUGCACGAGCAACGAAACCCGGAAGUUACCCUUUCCGGUACUUCCGGGUCGCCGUGGGACGUAACCUGAAAGAAUGUCACAUGAAGCAAAUGUAACAUGAGGUAUGACUGUACUUGAUUCUCACCAAGCUAAGCCUCCUAAGAGGCUUUUGCUAUUGCCAUCUGACCCAAACCUAUGUUUACUGUGAACUGGAACGCCUGCGACCUUGUUCCCAUUCCCACAGGAAGACAAAACCCACUAUUUUUCACCAUUUAGGCUUUUCAGCUGUCGCCACUUUUAAGAAGGAGAAAAGCUCGCACACAAUGGGCAUGAUGAUUUCAAUGGACCUUUUUUUGUUGCCUGCAGAAUAGAAACCUGAAACCACAUAUUUAGCACUUAGUGAAAUUUCCACACUGAUGUGACAAAACUGCACAUUAAGGAACUGUCCUUGUGCUGCCGACGAGAUCCAUUAAGACAACGUCGGCUGUCACUGAGACAACAGGCUUUUCAGUCAGAAGGAGAGAGUUCCACUUCUGCAGAAACAAAAAAAGAACAUUUAGUAAGGGAAACAAGUCCUGCGGUGUUAUAUGGAGAACUGAAUGCUGAUAGAAAUAUAAAAUAGUACUUAUUAAAGUAUAUAAAUGUAUAAAUGCACUAUACAUUUAAAGCAGCAGCUUACCACUUUAAACUGUCAGGGCUUCUCUCAAGGAAUCCUGGGAAACAUAGUUUGUUAUGGGUUCUGAGAGUUAUGAGGAGACCCUUAUUCCCCUCACAGAGCUACAGUGUCUAGAGUGGUUUAACAGGGAAUCUCUCUUUCCAAGAAACUCUGGGAAGUCCAAUCACCUUUUCUGGUGGGUGGCGUGGCAGCCAGGCAUUGGCCCCCUGCAGUGGUUCAGCGGGGAAUGGAGAGUGACACACCCCUCCAUUGGUGUUUGGGCCACGUCACUGGUGUUGUGCGGGUCCCCGCUGUCCAAUCAGUGCUGACAGGAGGCAUGGCUGCAGGAAAUUUAACCUGUGGCAUGGCUGAGGAGCCCUCCUCUCACGCCCUGUGUACAGGUGUGUGCAUCCGUGUGUGUGUAUGCUUUUCCCACACCAGGACUCAAGGUGGCUUCCACAAAUUAAAACAACAUAGAUAAAAUACAAAAAGCUAAAAACAUAUAAAAGAUAAUAGGUUUUUAAAGUAAAUUACUUUAUUUAAAUCAAUCUUUAUUACGGUCCAGAGACUUUAUUUAAAUAGCAAUUAAACUCUAAUACUAUAUAAAAAAACAAAUCUAUUAACAUGCAGAUAAUAAAAACAGCACAGCACUAGUAAAACCCUUUCCUUUAAAAAAAGAAAAAGUCAGUUCCUCGGGGUCCCUAAUGACUGAAUGAUUGACAAGGCUGGGAUAGUACAGGCAUAUCAGUCCAUACUAGAGGGGAGAGGGAGACAUGGUGAUGUGAUACCUCUCAAGGAAUUCAGAUAACUGCAGCAAACAAGGAGAUAAUCACCAGGAUCAAUGUAGGAUCAAGCUAAUUUGGUUACACUAAUACACUGAAGCAUCAAACGCCUUUGAAAGAUUUUAGGAUCUCCUGGAUUCAUUAUCCUUAAGCCUUUCCUUAAGCCACCAAUCUAGACACUUCCCAUCUUCACCAUUUUAAUGGUGAGAGGUAAAGUGCAUACCUCGUUUCUGAAAUGCUGAGAAAUCAUUGCAUGCUGGUCCCAAGGAUGCUACAGGCAUCAUAUGAGAGGUAUCAGUUAUCUUGUGAUGUUGUGGGUUUAUUGUUGGGUUCCACCAAAUAUGUUCUAUUUUACUUCCUUUUCUUUUAUUGCUAAAAUAGUGAAUUAGGAGGGAGAGUGAUAUAAAUAUUUCAGGAAGAAGAAGAAAAAUUCCACUCUCUCAUUGAGUGCCACCAUCCCCAUUAAAGUUUAUUUCGGCUUUCUGGAUUAGUUAGCUAUGCAUUCCAACCAAUCAGGAAUCAUGUAAUACCUAGGAUGCUGUCAAAACACUGUGCAACCAAUCAGAUUUGGCAAUGGGAUGACACCACUGUUGAUAAGACAAAUGAAAAUGAAGAUACCACUUCUGGAUUAGUUAUGUGAGUUAUCCCAGUCAAUCAAGGAUUAAAUUGUGAAUGGGACAGUAUAUCACAACUUUGUGUGUCAUUCAGGUCUCACAGUUACUGAUGGUAAAUUAUUACUACUAUCAUUUAUUACAUUUGUAUAUCGCCCUUCACCCGUAGACCUCAGAGUGGUUUACAACAAUGAGAGAGACGGUCUUAAUCCAAAUUACACAAUCUACGUUUCCCAGUGGAUGAGAGAUCGUGUGGUGAACAGAACACCACCACUAUGGGAUGAGAUCACUUGAGGGCAAAUAAACUCAUUUGAGAAAGAAUGAAUGAGAGUGGGCAAUGUAAACUGGGAAACAUCUUCACAAGGAGUGUCAGAAUGGAGGGUGGGAUCCUUUACAUUUUGACACUAUAGAAAAUGCUCUGAGAAAAUGGUGAGUCAUUUUGACUCAACCAUAGUUUAUUGCAUCCAAGCUCAGCUACCUAGUGUGGACUGUUUUGAUGAUUCGUCACAUCACUAAUGAGAGCAAAGUCUAGGUGCAUCUUCACAAUGCUUAUUUUCAUGGCAAUGUUUUUGGGGGGAGGGUGGAAAGGAAAAGCCUUUUCACUCUUUCAAAACUAUUCACCCCCCCAAAAAAAAACCACACACACCCCAUUGGUGCUGGGGCAGGGAGCUUUUCACACUGACCAAUCAAUCCAGAGCCAGUUUGAAGUCUGCAUCGUGAUAUUGGUUUCAUAAUUUUUGACCUGGCAACAUAUCGCAAAUCAUGAUGUGUGUGUGUGUGUGUACUAUGCAAAAAUCUCAAUGUGGGAAAAACUGUGAAGCAGCCCAUGCUUCUCUCAAUUCCUGCAGGCCCUGUUAACUCCGCUAGCUCAGGUCUCCCUUGCCUCCUGCAGGGGGCAGUGAAUCACAAGAGCAGGAUCCAUCGGUAUCUCACAGUGUUUAGCCAAACCCUACUGACAACCAUUUACUCUUACUUCUGCACCAACAAUAGGAAAGCAUCCUCAAGUGCAACAGAAUAGCCUGGAGUAAGGGUGAUGGGCAGGCCACAUAGCAUACAUCGCUUGGCUACCCAAAUCCACAGCAUCAUUUCUCACUUCGCAGCAUUCAAUGCCACGAGUUUCUCCCUUACUCUAUCAAAUGAUAGGCCCUCCACCUCCAUUCUAGUAAAGUAAAGGUAAAGGGACCCCUGACCAUUAGGUCCAGUCGUGGCCGACUCUGGGGUUGCGGCGCUCAUCUUGCUUUACCGGCCGAGGGAGCUGGUGUACAGCUUCCGGGUCAUGUGGUGAGCAUGACUAAGCCACUUCUGGCGAACCAGAGCAGCGCACGGAAACGCCGUUUACCUUCCCGCCAGAGUGGUACCUAUUUAUCUACUUGCACUUUGACGUGCUUUAGAACUGCUAGGUUGGCAGGAGCUGGGACCGAGCAACGGGAGCUCACACCGUCACGGGGAUUCAAACCACCGACCUUCUCAUUGGCAAGUCCUAGUCUCUGUGGUUUAAUCCACAGCACCACCCGCGUCCCGGAUCCACCUCCAUUCUAAUGAUGCCCAAAUGAGGGGGGUGGGAGUUUCUGGAACUCACUCCCUUCUUGAUAGAUGCACCCCUCUUCUUUUCCCUUUAUUUCAAAAAGGGGGAGACUUACAGGUCCAAAUAAACCUAUAGUCUGUCUUUGUUGCUGUUUCCACCAGCUCCAGUGUUGCUCCCAAGCACAUUGUACAAGCACGCUGCCCUGGUGCCUGGGGAUGUACACAUAGUAUUACUGUAAAUGUGCCGGCAUAAGCCUUGACAAUUCUCUUACAAUCAGUGAAUGUUCAGCCAUUGUCAGUUUAGUUCUCUCCCCCCCCCCAUCCCCACCCUGGUGACAAGGACAAUUCGGAAAGCAUAAAAUAUGUGCCAUGUAGGGAUAUUGGCAGCUUUGGUGGGUUUUGACAGUGUGCUUUUUUGCUGUUUGUGUUUGAGAUAGAUGCCUUAAAAAAAGAACAAAAAAAACCCCAAAACCUUUUUUUUAAGAAAAGAGGUGGAAAAUUGGAUUGGCAAGGCUAGCUUUGAACACCAUUGUCUUUUGAGGUUGACACGUCACAGCUGCACACGGCAUUACCAGUUGAAAAUGGGGUUUGGAGGCAUGCAGUGACGGUUGCCUUUCAGCUGUACAUUCAUCCCCAGGUAAACUCAGGCAUCCACUGUAUUGAGGCAGCUUUGAAAUCAAUUCAUGUGCAGCAAAGAAAAAAUGAAAUUGGGGAAAGAGGAGCGCAAGCUGUGAUGUUUAUAAUGCCUGGAGUAGUGGAGAGAGAGAGAGAGAGAGAGAGAGAGAGAGAGAGAGAGAGAGAGAAGUCGCUUAAAGUUCUGACCCAGCCAUUAUGGGAUGAGGUUGUUGUUGUUGUUGUUGUUGUUGUUGUUGUUGUUUAGUCGUUUAGUCGUGUCCGACUCUUUGUGACCCCCUGGACCAGAGCAUGCCAGGCACUCCUGUCUUCCACUGCCUCCCGCAGUUUGGUCAAACUCAUGCUGGUAUCUUCGAGAACACUGUCCAACCAUCUCGUCCUCUGUCGUCCCCUUCUCCUUGUGCCCUCCAUCUUUCCCAACAUCAGGGUCUUUUCCAGGGAGUCUUCUCUUCUCAUGAGGUGGCCAAAAUAUUGGAGCCUCAGCUUCAGGAUCUUGGGAUGAGGUAGGAACCACCUUAUAUUACACCAGAGAAUUUGGUUGAGACCAGUGCUCUGUUCUCACAGGAGAUGGCUCUUCAGGUCUGUCAAACCAAGUCUUUUUCACGGACUGAACCUGGGACCAUAAGCAAGGAAAGCAUGUGCUCUCCAACUCAGCUAGGGACCCUCCCCAGAUCCACCAACUGCAGGGAUUCAGUGACAUCCAUGUGGACAAUGCUAUAGGUACAGUUUCUCAUAACGCUCUAGAGGUCUGGGGUGGGAGAGGCAAAUAUCUCGUUUUCCCAUCCUUAAACUCAUGCCUUGCCAAGGGGGCAAGGUGUUCUUUGGGAAUCUGGCUGGCACUUUAACAGGCUUUAUGUGGUUGAAAAGUAUGUAGCAGAAAACAAAGGAAAGCAGAUCUUUUACAGCCUUUGGAGUUGUUGGGAAAUCUUCUUAGCAACAUUACCAAAGUCCUGAUAGCCAAGUUAUCUCCUCUCACUCUUCCUGUCUCUUAAGGUUUGUGUUGGGACCUCCACUAAGCAAGGGCUCUACUUGGCUUUAUGUAUUGUUUCUAAUGUAUUAGAAUGAAAUCACCACACUUUCCACUGUCCUGACUGCAAAGCCAAUGGGCGACGUCAAAGGACUGGCUAAUAGUCGAGGGAGAUAGGUUCUCGGUCCUGUGCUAAUCCCUUGCACCCAAGAAACCUAACUGCUGUCCAGUGUCAUAUUUGAUUGCCUUAAGGGAAGCUCACCGCCCCAUCAUUGUACUCAUGCUGUGGUCUUUACUGAAGUGCACAGCUCUUACUCAUGACAUAAUAUAUUUCUAUAGCCAGUUAAUUAGACAAGGAGUCUAAUUAAGUAGUUUCAGGCCUCUAAAUAAACUCUACAAAAGGCACCAAAAAGAUGACCUGUUGGAGGUCAUGAUAGUAAUAUUCUUCCAUGUGUUUCCCAUACUGUUCAGUGUUCCACAUUUCUGCAUUAGUUUAUGAUUUUUCCCCCCUUUUAGAAGUCCUCAUGCAAAUUCAUCCACGUUUUAGUGUGAAUUUCUCCUAAUAGGCAAUGUUUUGUAUGCCAUUUCCCCUGAUAUAUACACAUUUUUGCGAAGCAAUUUCUCCCGUCUCAUUGGAAAACUAUAAAAUAUAUAUGGACAAAUGUAAUGCUGUUUUGUAUGUUAUUUUCACUAAUAUCUGCACGUUUAUGUGCACAGUACCCUAGCACACUUUCCUUGGCAGUGCAUGGCAAAAGUCAGAGAAGGCUGGCUGCAUUUCAGUUUGCAUAUUCUCUGGCAGGUUCAUCUUUAAAUUCAAACUGAGUUGAAUUUCUCUCCCAUCCCUAAGUUCAGCUCAGAUGGUUUCAGAGAGGGGAAAUCCUGCAGCAGGCAAGGAUGUAGUCCUCCACUUCAUUCAUAAUGUAAUGCAUUACUUUGGGCAGAUACCCAAAUUAUGCAGUCCCCCCUUUCAGAGGAGGUACAAAAACAUGUUUUGAAGUCAUCCACCUGCAUGCAUCGAACACUGCAAAAGUCUCGAUUCAAUCAUGUGUAUAAUCAUAUCAAGGUUUCCUUCUGGAAAAAAGUAUUUUAUCAAUGUGUACUUGCCCAUUGGCAUCACAGAGUGAAGAUGCAAAUAAACCAGAAAGUGCAGGUCCAUAUUUCAGAAUAAAUUCUAUACGCUCUCUCCAGUAUACCCAGAGAACUCUGAAGGAGUGAGAUGGGGGGGAGGGAAUCUAGCCAUUCCUAGUAGAAGAGAAGAGUGCUCUGUCUCAGCAUGCUUGGCUUGGACAUGCUGAGAGACCACACCUUCAGAUAGAGCAUUUUCUUUCCUGGGAACUGGCUGUGAAGCCUCAUGUUAGAGAGUUGGAUGAAGGCUGGAGAGACCCAGGUUCAAAUUCCCACUCAGGCACGAAGCUCAUUAGGUGACGUUGGGCCAAUUGGCCAAACCUACCUCACAGGAGUUUUGCAAAGAGAAAAUUGUGGGAGAAGAACCAGGUAUGUUGUAUUACGCCACUUGGAAGAAAGGUGGGAGAUUGAGUAAGGAAACAAGAGAAGCUAAUUGCAGACAGGGUGUGGGGCCACUGAAGUUGGGGGGCUGGUGUGGGGGGGGUGAAACACACCUUUUCUCUGCACUAUUGUUUCCAUCAAACUCAGAGCACUCCCAUAUGCAUGCACACAGCUUCUUUAAAGAUUAAAAUGAAAUACCAGGAGGCCCCAACACAUAUCUAAGUAUUUGUGAAAAAUAUGAAAAUUCCAGGGUGGGCGCUGUGGGUUAAACCACAGAGCCUAGGACUUGCCGAUCAGAAGGUUGGCAGUUCGAAUCCCCGCGACGGGGUGAGCUCCUGUUGCUCGGUCCCUGCUCCUGCCAACCUAGCAGUUCAAAAGCACGUCAAAGUGCAAGUAGAUAAAUAGGUAGCGCUCUGGUGGGAAGGUUAACAGCAUUUCCGUGUGCUGCUCUGGUUCGCCAGAAGCGGCUUAGUCAUGCUGGCCAGUAAAGCGAGAUGAGCGCCGCAACCCCAGAGUCGGCCAUGACUGGACCUAAUGGUCAGGUGUCCCUUUACCUUUACCUUUUAUAAAAAUUGCAAAGAAGCCAAGAUGAAGUAGCAGUCCUUUGAAAAAUUGUAGCAGAGUGAUCAUAGCACAAAACAUGAGUGGGAACGUCUUAAGCACAAUGAUACCACUCCCAGUCUAAUCUCAGUAGAUUGUCCAAAAUCCACUCUUCCCAUUUCAACCCCCCACAAAAGGCCAAAAGUAUGGUGCAGGAGAUCAGUAAUUAGCAUUGUGUCUACCUUAGCACUAAACCAGGUAAACCAGGUAAACCAGCACAAUAGGAAAAACCAGCACAGAGGAUCCCACCAAAUGCAAUCUGGAGAGUUGGGAGAACCCCUAGAACAGCAUAUGGGGUAGAGGUGGGGUGAAUUGUUCUGUCUGGGAAGCAGAAAUGCUGACAGAACAAUCAGAAAAGUGUGACACUGAAUUCCUCCCUGCGUCUUUAUGGAGCAUUUUCCAUCCCCAGCCCCUGUUUUUCCACCCAAGCUAAGUGAUUCUGUUCUCCCAAUUCGCCAGUUUCCUGCUACUGGUUCCGUGCCACUCCAGGAAAACCUCUUUUGAUUUAAUUAGCUGCAACGUUAAUGGGGGUGGAAAACAAAGUACUCUAAUGACGCUUGCAGUGCUAAAUCAUUUAUGGGAGAUAUGGUAAUAAAACUCUUUCAAAACAUGGCACAAAAGACAGAGUACCCUUCCCACGCUUUUAAUCAGAAAAGAAACCCCUACGUUUCUCCUAUCAGAAGGCAAUUUCCACCCCCUGAGGAGCUGCCUGACCAAGGUCCUGAUUUUGUCUCUUGCCAAAAAAAAGCAAAAAGCUGUUUUUUCGGUUAACGUGCUGAACAUUUUUUGCCCUUUGUACUUCUAGAACUGAGCCCAGACAGGCUCUUGAAGGUACUACAGAAACUAAAAACAUAAAUGUAAGCAUGACAUUUAAAAAAUGAUUAAUUAAAAUGCAAAAAUCCAUAAAAUACUAGUACAGUGGACGCUCGGGUUGCGAACAUGAUCCGUGCAGGAGGCACAUUCACAACCCACAGCGCCGCAUCUGCGCAUGCGCAGGUCGUGAUUUGGUGCUUCUGUGCAUGUGCAAAGCAUGAUUUAGCGCUUCUGCGCAUGCGCAAGCACCAAAACCCGGAAUUAACCCGUUCCGGUACUUCCGGGUUCAGCACUGUGCGCAACCCGAAAACACGCAACCUGAAUUGUCUGUAACCUGAGGUAUGACUGCAAUGCAAAUCCAUAAAAUACUAGUAAAGCAGUUUUACUGUCCCAGUGGUGAACAAGAAGACUAAUGGGGGAGGAUUGUAGUUCAGUGGCAGAGCAUAUAAUCUGCAUACAGAAAGUCACAGGUUCAGUGCCCAUGACCCCUCGGCACCCCUCACAGUCAUAGCAGUGGCCUUGCAAACAGGCCCCACCCACUUCAGUUUCCCACUCAUCACUUCUUUAUGGGAGACCAAUCAACUGAGUAGUGGGGAAACAGUGAAAAACUUUCUCGGGGGCAUUCAAAUGACCCGGAUCUUGUUUUCAUAGAAACAGGAAGUGGUGCCAUAUUGAGUGGAAGGGGAAAUGGGUCUGAACUUAGAGGGAUGCAUGGGUCCAGUAACAUGUUGAAAUGUACUGAAGGAAAGGCUCUCUGGGAAUUUGGGGCUCUGUAUGAAAAAGUGAGAAGCUGUGAUGGCUUCAGGGCUUUUGUGACAAUGCCAGUAUUUUCACAGCAGUUGGCAGGUAUGAGCUCACCUUUGAAAUUUGCACUUCAAAUUUCAAAUUCAAAAAUUCAAAUUUUUUGGUUGGAAUGCACUUUUGCAUUCCAACCAAGGCAUGUGUAUUCUAAUGGGGGAAAUGUGCUUAAAAAUUCAGAAACUCAUGAAAAUGACAUAGUGAGAUUUAUUUACUUCUACCAAUAUAUAUCCUUCACUAUUAUUAAAAAAAAAAAUCAGAAUGGCUACAACUAAUAUAUUAUAUUGGGGGGGGAGGAUGAGUGUAUGGGGUUACAGCCCUUGAAUGCAGAAAUGCUCCUCAGCCUUCCCUUGAAAGGAGCUCAUCUCCUUUUCAUUGGGGGUCAGUUCCACCCCCAUGUCUGUGUAGCAGACAGAAAAUGCCUCACUGAUAGGUUCCAGAUCUCCAAAAGGAGGCAGCAAUGAAGGCUGACAAGAGCCCUAUAAGAUGCAAUCUCAGAUCCUGUUUGGAAAUUGGAACAGGCCAUUCUCUACAUUCCAUGUUUUAAUUAAAAAGAGAAGACAUCCCUUUAACUACACCUGCAUGUUAUAUAAAGCACUCAGGCGCCAAUUAAGAAGGAGACAGAUGGAGACAGGUAAGGCGUGUAGAGCGUAAUUUUACAACAUGGACUCCUUCAAAAGCAAUUUAAAUUCACCUGGAGGAGGAAAAGCAUCUCUUUAAGGAAGGGAACAUAUUACGGCACCAAAAAGAAACUCUGAGCACGCAGCUGUUAAACACCUAAUGUCCUUGAUGCAAGCCUAGCAACUCACAUGGCAAUAAUUGCCCAUGAAAUUCACCAUGGGCAAAGUCCCAACUGGAGAAUUUUGGAGCACUUAAGUACUCCUGGAGUCUUACUUAUCUGCAGAUGGACAGUAUUUUAAGAGCUGAUUCCUCAUGCUACAUUUUAAACUCAUGUCUGCAAGCCCACAAGUCAUUAUAUGACUUGAAUUACAAGCCCUUUCCAGAAAUGAUACCUUAGUGUAGCAGGAAGUGCCAUUGUUACCCAUUCAUUCUCAGAAUCUGAACCAUAUCCUAUCCAUCACAAAUAUAUAUAUAUUUUUAAAUAUUUUAUUAGUUGAAUAGAAGAACAACAUAUAAUCAAAUACAAGCAAUCAAAUACAGUUUUCCCCUAACCCCCCCCCAAAGAAAAACAGCCCCAACUACUUCCAGGUAAUUACAUUAGUAAUAAAGGUAAAGGGACCCCUGACCAUUAGGUCCAGUCGUGACCGACUUUGGGGUUGCAGCGCUCAUCUCGUUUUCUUGGCUGAGGGAGCCGGCGUACAGCUUCCGGGUCGUGUGGCCAGCAUGACUAAGCCGCUUCUGGUGAACCAGAGCAGUGCACGGAAACGCCGUUUACCUUCCUGCCGGAGCGGUACCUAUUUAUCUACUUGCACUUUGACGUGCUUUCAAACUGCUAGGUUGGCAAGAGCUGGGACCAAGCAACGGGAGCUCACCCCGUCGCGGGGAUUCGAACCACCGACCUUCUGAUCAGCAAGCCCUAGGCUCUGUGGUUUAACCCACAGCACCACCCAUGUCCCUACAUUAGUAAUAUAAUCAAAUAAAAAAAUAUUUCCACAGUUGCUGGUUUAAAAAAUAUCAUUCCACAUGCUCCCAUGUGUCUUAGGUGAUUUAAAUGCAUGUUCUUUCUUUGAUGCAUAUGUAAUAAAGGAGGACCACGUUGUGUAAAAGUUAUGUUGUUUUCUUUCACGUACCCUUUCUGUUAACUUUUCCAUCAAAAUUAAUUCCCAGACAUAAGCAUACUAAACUUCAUAUAUUGCGAAAACGGAAUGCUGGACUAGAUGGGCCAUUGGCCUGAUCCUGCAGGGCUCUGCAUAUGUUCAGCAUGGCCAAUGUUCAGGGGAGAUGGGAGUUGCAAUCCAAGAACAUCUGGCAGGUCACAGGUUCCCUGUCCAUAAUAUACUGGCUCCAGUGCUGAAGGUUCUGUAUAACCAGCAUGACAAUCAGUCAGAGGUAGAGGAGGAAUUCAGAUCAUUGUUGCACUUUAAUACAAAUCAACCCAAUCUGCACCUCCAGAAACAAUAUGCAAGCCAAUCCUUUGAAUUAGCACAACUCCAAAUUUGCAAUGCAAUAAAUGAUGUGCAUAAAAAUUCAUGUGAGUGAAAAUUUCAAAUGGAAAAUGCAGUAUAUUGGGGGAAGCUGCUUGCAUAAAAAGUCUCUGUGUAUAGGGAAAACGACACACACAAAAUGUGUGUAUUAGGGAAAAGGCUGCACUUUAAAAUGCUGAUACAUUUUAAAAUUUAUUUUAAAAACCAGAAACUGAAGUAGGAACAGAGUGAACUGGACUUCAGGUCAGAAGAAUGAAAGAAAGAUUGAAAGUGAAAUUGACAGAUUUGUGCAUCCCUAGCAGUCAACGAUUCCAUUCUUCUUUCAGUAGAAUGGCUCCCUUUCAAAAGUGGGAAAUGAAACACAAUAGGCAGAUCUUUGAAAAGGGCCCAUUCAUAAGAGCCAAGGACUUUGGCUUUCCGAAUAGCAAACUAGGUGAAAGACCCAGUCUGUUGUAGCUGCUGUUUUUGAAUGGGGAACAAUGUGUGAUCUGGCAUGUGUUUGCAACAAGAAUGUAGAACAAUUUGGAAACUGCAAACAUCUUUUCAUUGCAAUCAUUGUAUAAUCUGUCUUUGCAGCUAAAUAUCCCAAACAUGAGAAAUAUCCCAAACUGGAACCAGAGUGGGUUUAUUUGAUUAAUUGACUGAACAUGCAUAUUUUUCCAAAUGAAAAGACAUUAAUUCUCAAGGGGAAAAGAACUUCGGUUGGGCUGGGGGAUGUUGUAGUCCUGCAGUUGUUGUUGCGAUCCAAGUUCCAUUAGUCCCAACCAGUCUGCUCCAUCUUCAGAGGUAAUGGGAAUUAGAACCCAACUAAAUCUGAAGGGUCACAUAUUUCCCACCCAUAUUUUAGACGAUCCCCAUACAUAUUGCAGCAGGGGGCCUCUUAGAGUAAUGCCGUAUUUCUUGAGUCCAACUCAGAUUCCAAAUGCUGCUGAUUCGCAGGAGGCAAGAUUUCCCCCCAGUCUUGCUGUUGUGCUCUUGUCAAGCUUUCAACGAGCAUCUGGCCAGUCACUGUAAGAACUGGAGGCUAGACCAGAAAGGCCACUGGUUUGAUCUAGCAGCCUCAUCUUAUGGUUUUAUGUACAUAGAACCCAUCUCUCUAUGACUAAGGGCAGGGGAGCCUCUACGAAGAUGAUACCUACAAUCCAGAGUUUGUGUAAAUACUUGCUUAUUUAUUUAUUUGCUGUUACAGUGGUACCUCGGGUUAAAGCCGCUUCAGGUUACAGACUCCGCUAACCCAGAAAUAGUACCUCGGGUUAAGAACUUUGCUUCAGGAUGAGAACAGAAGUGGCGCGGCAGUGGCGCGGCAGCAGUGGGAGGCCCCAUUAGCUAAAGUGGUGCUUCAGGUUAAGAACAGUUUCAGGUUAAGAAGGGACUUCCAGAAUGAAUUAAGUUCUUAAGUCCACUGUAUUAGCUAUUUACUGGCUUCAUAAAACAUGAUCUCUAGGUGCCAUACAAAACAAAACCUUCACAAUGGUGAAAUUGUAAAACUCCAAAAUGAAUUUUUAAAAAAAUAAAAAUUUAAAAUUAUUUUUAUUGAGCUUUACAGUUUUUUAUCAUAUUAAUAUCACAUACAAAAGAAAAAUAAAACAUUUCCCCAGAUUCCCAUCCCCGCCCCCUUUGGACUUCCCUCAACAUCCUCUUCUGAUUUUUUAAGAUGUUUGCUUCCCCUGCUUGCUAUAUUACAUCUUCAUAUUGAAUAUUCUUUAUAUCGCAUAUUGUUCUCUUAUCGUUUUACCAUCAAUUGUGUUUACUCAAACCCUGCUAAUGUGUCCAUUUCUUUACAUUGUUUUUGUAAGUACUUAAUAAAUGGUUCCCAGUCUUUUAAAAAGUCUCUAUUGUCGUUGUCUCUAAGUCUUUCAAUUAGUUUCGCCAUUUCAGCAUAUUCCAUAAAUUUUUGUUGCCAUUGUUCUUUGGCUGGUGUUUCAUCACUUUUCCAUUUUGGGACUAGCAAUAUCCAUAGCUGUCAACUUUUCCCUUUUCUUGCAAGGAAUCCUAUUUGGAAUAAGGGAAUUUCCCUUAAAAAAGGGGAAACGUUGACAGCUAUGGCAAUAUCCUAGCCGCAGUUGUAGCAUACAUGAAGAGUUUCUUCUUCUCUUUUUGCAUGUCUUGACCUGAAAUGCCUAAUAAAAAUGGUUUCUGGUCUCUUAACAAAGUUUAUCUUAAACCUUUUAAAAAAAUUAACCAGGAAUGAAACCCAAGUGCAGAAAGAAUAACAUAAUGAAAUACAAGGUAAAUCACAGGUACAAACAACAAUCAGUAAGCAGAGGAGCUAAAACAAGUGCCAGCCAAACCGCAGGGACUAAAAGACCAAUAUGAGAGAGAGAGAGAGAGAGAGAGAGAGAGAGAGAACAGAAAAGCAUACUAUGGCAAGGGAACCACCACCCAAAAGGCCAUCCCAUCUGGGUGAACCUCAGGACAUUUGACAACAUGAACACAUGGAGAAAAGCAUACCUUAAUAUUGUAGUUAUUAUAAUCUGCCUCUCCAGUUGAUCCUUCCCAAGAGGGGAAUUGUAAAAUAUAAAAAACAAUAAAAGCCACAUUAUUAUACUGUUUUUUUUAUUAUUAAUUGAGAAUUAAAAAUAACCUUUUUGGAAGAUUCUAAUUUUUCAUAUUUACUUCUCUUUCCUAUUUUGGCAGCUGAACUGAAAAAUCUGUACCUAAUUGGAUUUAUGAUGCACAAAUAUCUGUAGGUGAUAGCCAAAAUACUAAUGCAUGAAGUGGGUUUGUGAAGAGAUCUAGGGACACCAAGCAACUUUUAUGAAGCAUGGCAUAUAUAUUUUUACUUCUUAUAGAAACAAUAUUGAAAUUUAAUACCUGCCAUCAAAGGCUGUAAUAAACAUCAGAACCUGUAGAAAAUUGAAAUUAAGGGUGGUCUUCAUCUAAGUUCCACUCAGAUUCAUUGAAUUUAAUGAACUUAAGUUAAUCAUGUCCAUUAGCUUCAAAGAGUCUACUCUGAGUAGGGCUAGCAUUGGAUACAUCCCACUGGUUUUUUUAUAGUAGAUCAUGUGGUUAUCUGUUGUUUUCCUUCUGUCAGGCAUCAGCUAUGAUAUAUAAUCUUUCACUUUUGUGUCUUCUCCUUGUUUACAAAUAGCCAUCCAAAUUACCCAUGACAUAUGUGAAAUCAUAAAUAAUCAGAAUAAUGCUAUGUAAUUGUUCAUUAUAUUGAAAAUAAUUAUGUUUUAAAACCUAAUAAAAAAAUAAAACAAAUGCCAGGACAAAAUCCAGAAAACUAUCAUCCAUUAAAUGGAUUAGAGCCCCAGGAAGACUUGUAGGACUGUAUGAAUUGUUGGAGCACCGCGAAAGAAAGCAAUGUCUGCUGUGCUAAGAUUUUACAGAUCUCUUUAAGGCAAGGAUAGGGAACCUGUGGCCUUCUAGAUCUUGUGGAACUACAACUCCCAGCAUCCCUGGCUAUUGGCCAUGCCAGUUGGGGCUGGUGGGCAAUGGAGUCCACCACCACCGUCCAGAAGACCACAGUUUCCCCAUCCCUUCUGUAAGGGAAAAAUCACUGUAUUUUUAUUUUGAUAAGCGCUAUUUAUGUAGACAGUGUUAUUCCCAUCUGGAAGCGUAUCUUAUUUUAAACCAAUGUCGCAGUCUUUUUAUACAGUGUCGCCUGUCGAUUGCCUGUUUUACCGUAUUGGCCUGAACAUAAGCCGCACUUCCCUCCCCAAAAAAUUCUGACCGUGAAAAGUACGGCUUAAAUUUGCGACCUUACAAAAAUUGGCUUUUACGAUAUCGCUGUAAGGUUUUCUUCUACAUUUGCCAUUUAAGGGUAUGAGUGCCUGCGGAAUUAUAAGGGAGCGGCUUAUAUUUGGGUAUUCCCCCCCCCCUUGAAUUUUAAAGGUGCGACUUAUUUGUGGGUGCACCUUAUAUUUGGGCCAGUAUGGUAUUUCAAAGGUUGUUGGGUUUUUCCCGCUGACUCUUAGCUGACGUUGCUUUCCCUUUCCUUUUCCUUUAACCAGCUGACAAGGUCAAUGACGACUUCUACUCCAAACGGCGCCAUCUCUCGGAGCUCGCCGCAAAGGGGAACCUGCCCCUCCACCCGGUGCAUAUGGAGGAUGACCGCCCACACAUCCUCGAGGGUGGCACCAUGAAACACAACGGGCAGAAGUCGAAAGCCUCUAAGCCACACAUGCACCCUUUAGCGUACAAAACCUGGGACCCUAGCGACCAGUCCCUCCGAAGGCAUGCCUAUGCAACCAAAGGAAGGAACCUCGCAGGUGAUCCGGCGGGGAGUGAUCCACUCACGACGCGGAGUCAGCAUUACUUACCCACACAGCCAUACUUCAUCACCAACAGCAAGACAGAAGUGACUGUUUGA
Messenger RNA from Podarcis lilfordi (Lilford's wall lizard), 25109 nucleotides. The record is from the annotation of a GenBank genome assembly. NCBI's taxonomy places the organism in Eukaryota, Metazoa, Chordata, Lepidosauria, Squamata, Lacertidae.